GAGUCGUCUGUCUUCAAGAAUCACAGAGGAUGCAGAUAAGUCCUCUUCAAGUGUCAACGGACAGGUAAUGAGAAGUUCCUCCCGAAGAACCGAUACCGUUCAGAGGGAAGAAGAGUUUUCUGCCCGUGGAAAGUUGAAGGGGCUGAAAAAAAUCGGGACCAACUUGUUUGGUGUUGGUGCAAACAAGGCGGAGGUCAACAAACAAUUGCAAACUGCCAAAGAGUCCAUGACAGUUGACGGUUCACAAGACGCGAAAUCCACGGAAGUCGAAGAAGACGAUGACGAGGAGUUAGAAGAAGAGUCAGUGGGGAAAAUUUUGUUGAAUAACCUGACCGAGAAUCUUGCAGAUGCUGCAAGUCAAGCAUCUUCCACAAUCACAGGGCUCUUGCGAACACCGAAGCGUUUUGCACGCACUGUGGUCACCGAGCUUAAAUCAGAGUCCUCAUCCAAAACAAGCGACCUGCCAGGUGCCAACACGCCACCAUCGGACUCCAGGUCUCCAAACCGACUGGGUUCUGAUUUACAUCAAAUUCGUCCUCUUGGAUUGCCUCAUAAAACACCAGAGCAAAAUUCAGGCGACCAAGCCUUUCUGCGCGAUGUUGUCGCUUGGGUUGUUGGUGGCCGCAGCUUGAGCAGCACAACCAAAGAACGCCUGCGUGAACUUUUGAGUGAUGAAAACUAUCGGAGUUACCUGAUGUCCAAGCUAAAUUUCGGCUUAGAUCAACAGAUAGUCGAUCCCGGAGCUGGUCUGAAAGACGUGGAAGUGCAAAACCAGAAUGUAUUCGAUACGUUCGUUUCGGUGCUUCACUGCAUGGUCCGUGGUCUUGAGGCCACUUGUACCAAUCACGGGAUUGGUGGUUUGGCUAGUGCAAUGUUGAUGUUGGAAGUUUGUCACACACAUUACCUCGAACAGCAUCCGAAGCGUCGCCAAACCGCUGAAAUCGAAAAAAAGGUGAAUGUAUUUUGCAAACUUUUAUGGUUCCACAGAAUAAGGAGACGAAUGCAACUAGAGGAUCAGUUGGAGAAGGUGACGAUAAUCUGGUUAAUGCGCUCACCGGUUGGUUCCGGACAACGGCAAAGGAAUUGCGACCAAAAAAUAAAGGUGAGCACACAACUUGGCCUUGCUCAAGAUGCAUUAUUCCAAAAAAAUCGUGCAAAAUUGGACAAAGCCUUUCUAUUUCUUUCAGAUCAAGGUCUAGGUGAUAAGCUGACUGGCCGUGUGACCGGACUCUUUUCUCGGGCCAACCGUCUAUUUUCUGCAAACGAAAAUGAGCUCAUCGCAGAUGAACAUGAAAAGAGUCCUAGAGUGAAUAGACCAUCCGUUCAGACCUCUCAGGAACAGUCAGGCGAAAAUCGUACGAGAACUUCUUCCGCCAGCAGUUAUACGCAAGACAGCUUGGUAUCCGCCGACGUCUUUGGGAGCCCUGCGUCUAAAGAAAAAGUGGCAAGUCCAACCCCGACAAAAAAGUACUUCUUCGUGAACGGACAAUUGGUCCAGGAGAACUGCUCCCCAUCGGACAAUACCAUGCAACCACGCACUUAUCUUUACGAAAUGCUCAUAAAAAACAAGCAGCGUUCUCUUCUGUGGGACCACAUGCAGUUCUGGGAAGACAUGUUCUUUGACGUGGUCGCACAAGAAAGAGAUAUAUU
Messenger RNA from Opisthorchis viverrini, 1650 nucleotides. RefSeq lists its product as hypothetical. Gene Ontology annotation, biological process: regulation of Rab protein signal transduction; regulation of apoptotic process. The transcript is spliced from 9 exons. NCBI's taxonomy places the organism in Eukaryota, Metazoa, Platyhelminthes, Trematoda, Opisthorchiida, Opisthorchiidae. The record is from RefSeq and is a predicted model, not a curated record. Gene Ontology annotation, cellular component: cytosol. The annotation marks the transcript as partial. Gene Ontology annotation, molecular function: guanyl-nucleotide exchange factor activity.